Molecule: messenger RNA, 4029 nt
Organism: Trichoderma breve
Lineage: Eukaryota; Fungi; Ascomycota; Sordariomycetes; Hypocreales; Hypocreaceae
Product: NACHT domain-containing protein
Exons: 8
Coding region: 1-4029 (1342 amino acids)
Source: RefSeq, a predicted model, not a curated record
AUGACGGAUUAUAUUCCGUCGACGCCUGUCCCUAUCACAACUGGCAUUGCCGCUAUUGUGUGCCUAUUCCUCUGGCUCUCAGCGAGGCACAAACAAUGGCCAAGUCUGCAACUACAGACCACAAGACUAAAUAGCCCUGCCAUUCGCAGGUCAUUAACUUUCAGAAUUUCCAACAUACCGCUAGAAGUGACCAGAGACAAACUUGAAGAUGUCUUGACCAAGCUACCUAAGACAACCGGAACUAGUCAUGGUCAAUCUAAUUUGCUUCGAUUCUCAUAUUCGCCCGCUGCAGUCUCGAUGCUUGCUAAACGUUUUGCCGUAGCCACUGUUACUUUUGCAGAAGCCCCCGAUUUGGGCGAGCUAGAGAAGAUCCUCAAAAAGGCAAUGGACGAUCGUGAUAAUAGAUUGAUUGUUGACUUGGAUUUCUUUGGUCUUACGCCGUUAGCUGACCCUUUACAAAAUACCCUUGUGGACAUCAUCGCAGUGACCGGACUUGCUGGCCAUGCGUUUGGAUCUUGGAAAUCUAAAAAGAAGCCCGAUAUGUGGCUGCGAGAUUUCCUCCCCGCAUCAAUUCCAAACGUCAGGGUAUUAACAUAUGGAUAUAAUACCAAAUUACCUGGUAGUCGAUCUAAAAGUUCUAUCCUUGAACUCUCUAGGAAGCUACUUGAGUCAAUUAAGACAGCCCGGGAUGAAAAUACAAAGCAUCGACCACUUAUUCUUAUUGGACAUAGCCUUGGCGGUCUUGUCGUGAAACAUGCCCUGGUCCAAGCAUCUGAAGGCAGUGAAGACGACCUGGCUGUUUUUAGAUCUUGUUACGCCAUCCUACUGUUUGCUGUGCCGAACAGAGGUCUUGACAACUUAAGUUUGAAGUCUAUGGUCAAAGGACAGCCUAAUGAAGACUUGGUGAGAGAUCUGGGUGUUAAUUCUCCAUUUCUAAACCACCUUCAUGAAAGUUUUAACAAACGUUUUACACUCGAUUCGGAGAUCAUAUGUGUAUACGAAACUAAAACAACCCCCACAGUUGAGUGGAACUCGGAUACCAAAUCAUGGGAACGAACAGGGCCCGAAGUCAUGAUGGUUCCUCAGAAUUCGGCAAUUUAUGCCGGCCCGAAUGAGAAAUCUUACGACCAGCUUCCAAUAGAAGCAGAUCAUUCCGAAAUUGUCAAGUUCAGCGACGCAUCGAAUUCUGAUUAUAUUAUCAUUCAAUCGAGGAUAGCGAAAUGGGUUAAGAAGGCACCGGCUGUCAUCCGAGAGCGAUUUGCGAGAUUAAGAACAAAACUCUCUUUUAUGGAAGCCCAGUAUAUUGAGGCCCUUAAAGCUCCCGAUUAUGCAGCAUUCAGAAACUAUAAAAUUGAUAAUCCAACAUCUGGCACGCUUGGCUGGUUCUUGAAACUUCAGCAGCUUUCCUCUUGGUUAACAACUCAUGAAUCAUCGAUUCUUUGGGUGAACGGAUCGCCAGGUCAAGGGAAAACAAUUGUUGCAAAAUUCCUCCUGACGUACUUGGAAGAUUUGCAACAUGGUUUCGACCAUCGCACGACAGUCAUUUAUUUCUUCUUCUAUGACCAAGACGAUAGUUACCGAACUGUGAGUUCCGCUAUAAGAUCACUCAUUAAGCAGUUACUGUCAACACAAGGCGCAUUUGAUGUCAUCUCUGAUAAAUUCAAUAUCGAAACCUCUACUAUAAACGACGAAUUGGCGUGGGAUGUACUCGAAGAACUGCUUCGAUCGCCGAUAUUCGGUACCAUAUACUGCGUGAUUGACGCUCUAGAUGAGUGCCAGGAUAAUGAAGCUAGACAGAGAUUGCUGGUGUUUAUCAAUAAGGUUACUCAAAGGCCGCUGGCAAAAAGCAAAGCAAAAUAUCCAGUAUUGAAAGCUUUCUUGACAAGCCGCCCGACAACGGACUUAAGUCGAGCCCUAAGAAAACUCCCAUCUAUUCAUCUAACAGCAAGCUCUGAUGAUCUCAAGACAUUUAUCCAGAGCAGGAUUCAAGAGCUCGAUCUCGAGAAGCAGCACGAGGACGAGAUAAUCGAUUUGUUGAGCAGCCGUGUGGAGCAGACUUUCUUGUGGAUAUCAAUCGUCCUAAAGAAGUUGAAAACAACAUCGACAUUGCUGUCGCAGGCAGAUAUGGAACAGAUUAUUACCGAGAGCCCUUCUCGUUUGACAGACCUUUACGAAAGCCUUCUUGUUCAGAUUAUACAAAGCCGCGAUAUAGCGGCGCAAAAGCUCUUGAUUUGGGCCGUCUUUAGUCGACGCGCUAUGACUUUGGAUGAGCUCGAAGUAGCUCUGGCAAUUCAGGAGAAGUCAAGAAAUCAGGAAUCUAUUGAAAAACAUCGGAUAUAUCUUACAAAGAAAUCAGUUACCAGUGCUGUUGGAGUUUUUCUGGAAAUCGUUGACGACAAAGUUUAUCUCAUACAUCAGUCAGCUAAAGACUUCCUCCUCAAAAGCGAGCGGCUAGCCGAGGCUGAGUUUUGCAGAGAUUUCCAGUGGAAAGGCCAUAUGAUCACUGAGGGCGUUAUUCAGAAAGCAGCAAGGAGCGGCAUUGCAGGCUACGAAUUUUUGAAAGAUUUUACAAGAAAAGCUGACGUUCGCAUUACUACCGAAGCUUUCUGUGCGGCUGUUAAAUGUUUUGAUCAUGAGAUGAUUCGCCUACUCAUGCAUACGGGUGCCAAUAUCACCCCAGCAAUCAUAGAGGCGGCGGCAACCAACAAAAAAUAUAGCAGAUUCGUGAUAGGCUUGCUACUAGAGUCUCUAUGCAACUUUGAGAUUACUGCAAACCUGGUGAACUUGGCAGCAAACAAUCGAGAGACCGGUAAAGAUGCUAUGGAGUUAAUUUUACGCAAGGUCAACACAGACAUCUUAGAGGAGGCAAUGGUAGCAAUAGUGGCUGGAUUCGGCACUGAAACUAUGAAUCUCGUGCUGACUACCAGAGAAGAUGUCAAAAUCACAAGUGUGAUACUGUCCGCUGCGAUUAAAAAGAAACAUGGCGGGAAGGAAAUGGUAGAGUUUUUGCUGGAACAGUCAGGUCAAGACACCCCGAUUAUGGGUGAAGUCAUUGAGUUGAUUGCAAAAAAGCAUCUCAGAGACACCAUGGUGGUUCUCCUAAACCGGCGGGGAGACAACAUGGUCGUAACGGACCGAAUAUUUGAAAUAAUGACAACAUGUUUUGAUGAUGAAAUAAUGGCGCUGCUCCUUGGUCGGCAAGGAGACCGGAUUACCAUCACAGAAGGUUUUGUCAAGAUUGCAGCCUCCCAUUAUGACAAGAGAGUGAUGCAAAUACUUCUCGACAGCAAAGGCGAUCAAGUCAACGUCACAGAAGAGGUUGUGAAGAUUGCUGCCAAAAAUCGAAACACGGAUUUAAUGGCAUUACUGCUUGACCGACGAGGAGAUAACAUAAAUAUCACGGAGACUGUCGUCGAAAUUGCAGCAAACAAUCCAAACAAGGAUUUAAUGGCGUUACUACUUGACCAAAGAGGGGAGCAGAUCAACAUUACAGGAGAUGUCGUUAAAAGUGCGGCAAGAAAUUCAAGCCACGAUGUGAUGGCAUUACUUCUUGAUAGAAGGGGCCACGAGAUUACCAUUACAGAAGAUAUUAUAAAAAUUGCGGUAGGAAACCUCUUCCAGGCUAGAAAGAUCACGCAAUUACUCCUUGACAAACGGAGAGACCAGAUUGUCUAUUCGGAAGAAAUUAUCAAGGCCGCGGCGGGAAACCGCAGACAGGCUAAGGACGUAAUAUGGCUACUUCUUAAUCAGAAAGCAGAUCAGGUAGUCAUUACAGAAGAAACUCUGAAAAUUGCUGAAGGAAAUGGCACACAAGGUAAGGAAGUAUUACAACUAUUUCUUGACAAUACGAGUGGUCAGGUUAUUAUGACAAAAGACAUUAGAAAGGCUGCAGAAAGAUACUUGGAGGAUGACGGGGCGAACGCCUGGUUCUCCUUUAAAACGCGAAAAUGGCCGGAUUUUUACCCACAAACAUCCUGGCCGGUUUGGGGUGAUGCUCUUAAUCCUGAACUCGCAAGAAAAGACAGAUAG